This is a messenger RNA of Megachile rotundata (alfalfa leafcutting bee), 1589 nucleotides long. RefSeq names its product La autoantigen-like (gene La). NCBI's taxonomy places the organism in Eukaryota, Metazoa, Arthropoda, Insecta, Hymenoptera, Megachilidae. Gene Ontology annotation, molecular function: mRNA binding. Gene Ontology annotation, cellular component: nucleus; cytosol; cytoplasmic stress granule. Gene Ontology annotation, biological process: positive regulation of translation; tRNA processing. The record is from RefSeq and is a predicted model, not a curated record.
AUCGUAUACUUCCGGCUUCAGAAGCAGCAAGGGCACGUGUGCGUCAUGAUGUUUUGAGUUCGAUUUUUAGAAAUUGACUUAUAUUUACGUUUUCUACAGUUUCCAAAGAGUAGAUUUUCUGUAAGUCGUGUUGAAGAAAAAGUGGGCAAAAUGGAGAACGGUCAGGAAGAAACCAAAGUUGAGGAAACAAAAAAUAAUGUUGCUACCGAUGAAUCAAAAACCGAGAAGCCGGUUCCUAAUGCCGAAGAAAAUGCCAAACAAACGGCAGAGGAACCAUCUAAGGAGCUAUUAGAGAAGAUAAAAAAUCAAAUAGAGUUUUAUUUUGGAGAUGUUAAUAUGCAAAGAGAUAAGUUUCUUAUUGAACAAACAAAGUUGGAUGAUGGAUGGAUUCCGAUGACUGUUAUGUUGAAUUUUAAAAUGUUGACAUCUAUGAGUACAGAUACUGAAGUUAUAUUAAAAGCCCUAGAAUCUAGUGAACUAAUGGAAAUAUCUGAAGAUAGGAAAAAGAUACGUCGUUCACCGAAACAUCCUUUACCAGUAUAUAACGAAGAGUAUAGAAAGGCACAAGAAGCUAGAACAAUUUACCUAAAGGGAUUCCCUUUGAAUGACACUAACAUUGAAAAACUUAAAACGUUUUUCAGCGUUUAUGAACCAUUUGAAAAUAUUAUUAUGAGGAAGUAUCUAGAUAAAGAGAAAAAGUUGCAGUUCAAAGGAUCGAUUUUUAUACAGUUUAAAACUCUAGAAGAUGCAAAAGCUUUUAUGGCUAGGGACCCUAUCAAAUAUGGAGAGACUGAACUGAUCCGGAAGUGGUCAGCAGAUUAUAAUGUGGAGAAGACUAAAGAGAAAGAAGAGAGGAGGCAGAAGAGAUCAGAAGGGAAAGGAAAGAAGCAUGACAAUGCGAAAGAAAAAGAAGCCGAUCACAGCGGCGAGGAAGAAGAAAACGAAAAGGAUGCAUCAUUACCUAAGGGUUGUGUGAUUCACUUUACUGAUGCACCUGAUAAAUGUACAAGAGAGGAUAUCAAGGAACGUUUAGGUGAAUUAGACGCUAGUAUCGCGUUCGUAGAUUUUAAGAUAGGUGACCAAGAAGGUUGGGUGCGUUUGCAAGGGGAAAACUCUGCGAAAGCCGUUGUUGAUAAAAUGAAAGACAGUAAAGUAUUAAUACAUGGCAAGGAGGUUACUUGUCGUGUCCUUGAGGGUGAGGAGGAACAGAAAUAUCUUAUAAAAGCAAAGGAAGAGAUGGCGAAUAUGAGACAGAAAUUUGUUAAAGGAAAGAGGGGUAAGAAAGGUCGUAACCAGCAACGUGGUCAAAGAAAAAGGCGUCAUAGCGAAAAUGCUGAUGCUGUUCCUGCCAAGAAAACGGCUAAUGAAUAAUUCAGAGAAGUUAUUUAACUUUGUAAAACUGAACUAUUAUAUACUUACUUUGCUGUACAUGUGUAUUCACCAUAUUUUUAUCACAUGUAUACAUAUGUAUAAAAUAUGAAAGAUAACCGUUACACUGCUAGGUAUUUUAAGUAAGCACUUACUUUUUUUGUUAAUGCUUAAGCAGUGUGUAUAUUAUUUAAAGCAUAAAAAGUACAAUAGUGUUUAUA